Stylophora pistillata is the source of this 4431-nucleotide messenger RNA. RefSeq lists its product as uncharacterized. The record is from RefSeq and is a predicted model, not a curated record. Gene Ontology annotation, molecular function: protein kinase activity; ATP binding. Gene Ontology annotation, biological process: protein phosphorylation. Lineage: Eukaryota; Metazoa; Cnidaria; Anthozoa; Scleractinia; Pocilloporidae.
AGUGGACUGUGGAUGCGAAACUUUUGAGACUUAUAUUUUUCCUUUUUUCGCAGUUUUCAAAGGUUUUAAACCUGACAUUGACAAAAUUCUGAGCAUAAGUAUUUAAUUUAUCGUUGUGCAACAUGAGUGUAUUACCAGACAUUGACAAGAUCGACGACAUCGUGGAGAUGGCAACCACAAUGGCGUCGCUAAAAAUCUCGGCUAAAGGGCUGAAAACGUUGGACGAAAUGAAACAAAGAGUGAAAGAGACACUUCGGUUUGAGAAAAAGUCGAGUUGGACUGCAAAGGAGGCGAAACAUAUUCAGGAAAAAGCACCCUUUUGAAUCUGAUUCUUGGAGAGCAACUUCUUCCUUACUCCGUUCUCAGUACCACAUCCACCAUCGUUGAACUUAGAUAUGGAGAUACACCAAAGUUGGUAGUGCACUACAAAAACCAAGAAUCUGGUAAUACCACGGAGACUGUCCUACUAAACAAGCCAUCUGAAGCCUCCGAGCAGAGUUAUCUUCAACAGAUUUCAUCUUUUGUUCACCUGAAGGAGAACAGAGAGGGGGGUUCAAAGUACAAAAAGAUUGAGCUGUUUUGGCCACACAAUCUGUUGAAGGUAGUUAUAAGAAAUAAGCCAAGAUCAGUAAUCAUUUAAAGUAAUAGAGAUCGAUUUAAAUCUGAAAAUUGAUCUUUAUGCCAGCAAGCUUGUGAAUGUUCUCUGCACCAUGCCUGAGUGUCUGAUUCCAUUGUAUCAAGUGUUUGUUUAUGAGCCCCCUCUACCGGUUUAAAUUGAUGUUACGGACGUUUUGAGUGUCCAAAUAACAGUCCAUAGUUCGCUGUUCAGCUCCCAUUUUGCGUAGUGAUUACUUGUUUUUUUUCGCCACAAGCGCUGAUUUAAGAUGUGAUUGUUAAUUGUUAAAUGUUUUCUUACAUUGCUUUUAAUGUAUCCUUUCCAGAAUCAUUAAAAUAUAUAAAACGGCAAAUGAACACUUAACCAGAUACAGAGCUCAAACAGGCUUAACCACAUUCCUCUCAAAAUCAAAGUGAAAUUCGAUACUGAUGAAAAAACCAACUCUGUAUGUCAAAAUGUUAAUUAAAACGAACAAACAUACAAACUGGAUCAAUUUUCAGAUUAAUGCUGGAGGUUAUCUGGAGUUCUUCACUUUGCUUUGCUUCUCUCUAUGAUUGGUCCAGAGUAUUCGCGCCAAUCAAUCAUAUUCAAAACUAAAAUCAAUUGCAACUUGAUCACUCGCCUUUUCCCCUGCCAAGAGUCUGUUUGUUUACACUUCGACUUCGCAUUGGCUGUUGUGAUAUUUUCUCAUUCUCUGAUUGGCUGAUGUAGUUACUCUAGGUUUCUUCCCGGAAAAUCAAUCGAGAUGUACUCUGAAGGGCGAUACUCAGACCACUGUUUUGUACUAUAUGUUGUUCCUUGUCAUCUUUUACGUGUCUUUUAGGAAGAUAUUGUAAUAGUUGACAGCCCAGGUAUCGGUGAAUCUGCCAUCAUGGAUGACAUAGUAAAAGCAUACCUACCAGAGGCUUUUGCUUUUAUUUACGUCAUCAACAGUGUAAACGCUGGUGGAAUACAGAAAGACAGGGUAGAAAAACUCUUUGAACACGCCAGACAGGUGUCCCUUGACAAACAAAGAGAAUCUUCCUCGAAUUGUGCUCUGUUCGUUUGUAACAAGUGGGAGCAGGUGCCGUCAGGAGAAACUGAUGAAGUGAGGAACCACAUUGUGAGAAAACUCGCACAGUGCUGGCCUAGUUUAGAUUCAGAAUCUCAGAUUAUUUACAUGUCAGCCACAGAUGCAAUCAAAGCCCAGGAGUUUGGAGCGGUUACGAAAGAGUUUGGUGAACUCAUGAAUGGUAUCAAGUCCAUGGUGUUGAAAAGUAUUGAGUCAAGAUUACAAAUUCAGUGGAGGUGGCUUGACUACCUCCUUGCACGUAUUGCCUACCACACGAAAGCGUUCAUGCGUAAUUCUUCCGAAGAUCGUGAAAAUGUGAUAGCAAGAAUGAAGUUGAUCACUGACCGCCUUCAUAGCAUCGAAAGGCAGCAAGGUAGCGUAAAAAAGGAGCUGGAGACGUUCCUCGAAAACCGGACAAACAAUGCUCUGAGUGCACUGUCCAAAUAUCUUAAGUCUCCAGAAUUUAAGGAGAAGUUUUCUUCGUGGACAUUAGACGAUGUUCCAAAUACUGAAGAAAGCUGGGAGGUGACCAAGAACUACAUCCAGAAGGCGCUGCUGAGGCGACUUCAAGAGAGGAUCGAGGAAUGGGAAGAAAAGAAUCAUGUCUUUUCCGAUGCUCGUUCUUCUUUGAUUCGAUACUUUCAAGAGAGGUUCAGCUACGUCGAGGGUCAACUUCGAACGCUGGAGAGUUCCGUCCUAGCUGGGAAUGCUGCCAGCUCAGUAAGUGGCCCUCUGGCAUCAGAAGACUUUAGCGUCGCAGAAAAAGUCCUCAUCGGGGUUACAAGUCCAAUUUGGGUUCCAGUCGGUCUGGUUGUCCUAGUGGUCAGUGUCCCAGUAGUUGGCGCGUUACCCGUUAAAGAGAAGUUGGAAGACUGGAAUAGAACACGAAAGUACGAAAAAGACAAGUGUGGCUACAUGGCAAAAGCUUCCCAAGAAUAUCUAAAGGAAGCAGCUGAAGAACAACAUUUAAAGUCAUUCGUGGAGGAACAGCUUAAAGAAGCUCAGGUUUGUCUACACCAGGUCUUACAUCGGAUACCUCAGCUCAUAGAUGAGGACAAGAUGUUGUGUAAACAACUGAGAGAAGAAAACCGCUCUAAGAAAGAGAUAGAGGAUUUCUACGAACCGUUACACGAUAAGAGUGUACAAUUAAGAGAUGAGAUGGCCCUGUUUGGCAUCAAAGAGGUCCGUAUCAUGGACAUCAGUUGCAACGAUCUGGAGUGGCAGGACGAUGCACGUCUUGGAACUGGAGCGUUCGCUACUGUUUAUCGAGGAACAUUGAAGAUACGAGGAGACGAUAAACCAGUAGAUGUGGCAGUGAAAGUGUGGAACGAGGAGCUUAACGAUGCUACAGCUAGUGGCUUCCUUUCUGAAACAGAAAUACUCAGGAAACUGAGUUAUCCCUUUAUUGUAAAGUUCUAUGGUGCUGCACUGCGUAAGGAAGGGAAUCAGCUGAAAGCAAUACUGGUGAUGGAGCUCUGCAAGGAAAACUUGAUGAAGCACAUUUUCGAUGAUAAAAGCAACAUACCUGGUGAGUCAUCAUCAUCUGUUACAGCUACAAGGGAUGUGAUUGGAUGGGCAAAACAAAUUUCCGAUGCCCUGGAAUACAUUCACAGACAAGGUAUCGUUCACAGAGAUCUCAAGCUGGAAAAUAUAUUGCUGUCGCUAGAAAAUGUUGCCAAAGUAGCCGAUGUCGGUGUUUCUAAAGAAGCCAAAGCUAUCAUGGGUACCAUGGCCGGAACUCCUACGUAUCUCGCUCCGGAAGUGAUGAAGUCCUGUAUGUACGAUUACAAAGCAGACGUGUACAGCUUCGGCAUAAUGCUCUGGGAGAUGUGGUACGGUAAGAGAGCUCUUCUUGAUGUGGGAGGAGAUGUGAAGGAGUUUUAUGACAAGGUGCUUGAGGGGGCAAGACCUGCGCAUGUCGAAGGCUCAAAGAGGCCUCCAACUGGUUUGCACUAUCUGAUGCAGCAUUGCUGGGAGAAAGAACCUGAUAAUCGACCGGAUGCGGCAAAGUGUCACAAGAUGAUAAAUCAGCUCUAUCAGGAAGCUGCAGCACCAUCUUAGGAAACUCUCAUUGUUACGCAACCACCUUCAACGUGUUUACUUUUCAAGUGUAGACUUUUGUGGAGCAAUAGCAAUCCCUUAUGUAGCAAAUAGAAUAGCCUCACCAGCGCCAGGUUUCCCGUUUAAUUAACAAUUGGUUCAUGCUUUAGCGUGCACUAUCAAGUUAUGGAGCACGUGGGAAGUUUGGAGAGCACGAAAGAAGCGUAAGAGUUUCCCGAGGCAACAGCCUUGGGUAACUCUAACUUCUUGAGUUUCAAGUUUCUAGUGUAUCCAUACGAGAACAUGUGGGGCCGGUCAUUGGCCACAUAACUCCUAAAAGUGAACUGACGUAACUUAAUUCUCUCAAUGAUAUUCAUGCGUUCUCCAGUAUACAUGUCAUGAGACAAUCAGACUUAUCAGGUAGGGGUCGUUAUCUUGAUCCCGCACUAAAUUCUUAUACCUUGAACUUAUAAGGAAAUUUGUAGUAGCCAAAGGGGAGAAUUAACCAUCAGAUCUUAAGAAUUAAAGGGUUAUAUAAAUACUCACCAACUCAAUUGGAGGUAACUGGGUCUUUAUUGCCUAAGACCAUACGCGAUGUUCCCGAUGAUAGGGAGGUAAAUAGAAGGAAAAAAAUUUUUUACAGAUUGCACCUAGUACAAACAACGUUAAUCGCUCGCUGAUCGCAAAGAGAAUGCUGACAAAUAUGCCAACUGUUCGCUUAUAC